Molecule: messenger RNA, 3856 nt
Organism: Phialemonium atrogriseum
Lineage: Eukaryota; Fungi; Ascomycota; Sordariomycetes; Cephalothecales; Cephalothecaceae
Product: sterol-sensing domain of SREBP cleavage-activation-domain-containing protein
Exons: 3
Coding region: 247-3747 (1166 amino acids)
Biological process (GO): SREBP signaling pathway; regulation of cholesterol biosynthetic process
Cellular component (GO): endoplasmic reticulum membrane; SREBP-SCAP complex; Golgi membrane
Molecular function (GO): protein binding; sterol binding
Source: RefSeq, a predicted model, not a curated record
CGUGAUUUCCGCAGACCAUCCUCCGUCCGAAUGGCUGUCGUGUCCGCCAACUAGGCCUCGACUGUACACGUACCAUCCUCGCAACAUGGUUCCGUCUCUCUCUGGAUUCGCAUAGCGCCGCCGUUCUCGUUCAUAUCGGAAAGGCGGGGAGCCAGUCACGCCUUUGUAAAUCGCCUGUCGCAUGCCAGUUACUGUCUCAGCCCAGGCCAACACUGCCCCUGGUAGUUUGUUGAACUUCUCGCCCUGAUGAUUUGGUAUCUUCUCUAUCCGUUCCGAGGGACUACGGAAGCCCCAGUACUUGCGUCCACACAUCCUCUUCGUCAAACUUUCACGCGCUAUGGCAGAUAUGUAGCUCGACAUGCCCUUGCAACCCUACUUAUCUCGGUCGCGUUUGCGCUCCUUCUUGUAUAUCCCUGCCCCUUCCUUUACACGACCGACUUCGCCAGCGGGGCGUCUAACCUCCCCCAUCAUGUCUGGACCGACGCUCAGCCGCUCCACGAGAAGAGCACCUCCGAGCCCGAUGUGAUCAUGCGAUCCAUCUGGGUACACGGUAGCUACAUGCAGGUGCUCGACCGCGAUGUCCUACUCAGUGCCCUGGAGCUGCAGAACGAGCUCUUGGGGCCGACCAAGAGCUUCAACCCUCGUCAGCCGACCAAUAGUGUCCAUCUGGUCGACGAGGCAGCUGACCUCUCCCCGGAAGAUCGGGACAAGUUUCACGUUCUGAACGGCUUGACAACCCAAUCCUGGUUCUUCCACUCGCCGCUCCUAUACUGGGCCUGUUCGGCGGAGGAAAUCGCCCGUGAUCCCGACAUUAUCGCGACUGUGAACGAGAAGAAAAGCCAGCCUACGUCUGUCAACGUAACAUUGCGGCAUUCGAUCGUCUUCAGCGGCAAACGUUUCGAAGACCGUCGCCUUGUAGCAGCCGAUGCUCUCGUCAUUACACUAAUCCACCUGCGCGAUUCCCCCGUGGGCAGGCAGUGGGAGAGGAAGCUCGCGGCUCUCGCUGCGCGAAUGGACGACAAAUGGACAGUCAUACAAUCGGGAGGCCGGAGCAUGUCGAGCCAGCUCUAUGAGUUCCAGUUCAAGCCAAUAUCCAUCUCCGACCAGGUGCUCCUGACUUCGGCCUAUCUCAUAAUGGCGGUCUACUUUAUCUCGAGCUUCUCGAAACUCCGUGCCGUCAAAUCCAAGCUCGGCCUCUUCGUUACGGCCUGGGUUCAGAUCAUGGCAUCUAUGGUUUCGAGCCUCACCGUGUGCGCCAUCUUCAAGGUCGAUGUCUCCAGAGUCCCAUACAUUGCGUAUCCUCUAGUCGUCCUAGCUAUCAGCCUCGAAAACUCGUUUAGACUGAUUAACGCCGUCAUCAUGACCCCCGUAGAUCACAGUAUUAGCAGCAGGAUAGGGGAGGCGUUUGGGGACACGGCCCACGUUGCCGUUGCCAGUCGGGCGCAGAACCUGAUUAUUCUCUGGGGGCUCUCAAGGAUAACCUUCCCCGGCGUCUCAGGCUUCUGCACCUUCGCGGCCAUCGCGAUCGUCUUCGAUUUCUUCUACCUGUCGACCUUCUUCCUCUCGGUCCUCAGCGUGGAUGUCCAACGAACGGAUCUGAGCGACGCCCUCGAGAAGACCUCCUCGGAAAAGCACAGGUCAGGCUCCGGAAGCCAAGUUCGGCAGUCGUGGUCCGACGCGCUGCUUCAAGGCAAAAUUGCCCUCUCCACCCGCAUCGCUGGCACUGUCGUCAUGUUGGGUUUUGUCUUCAUCGCACAGUGGCACUUUGUGGAGGACAGGGGUAUUCUGAGAGUGUUGAGCAGCAUCUUCAAUACCAGUUGGACGAAUCGAAAGGACACAUCUCCCAGGACGCCUUCCCUGUUGAUUAACAUCAACCAAGCCAGGAGCCCGACGUCGUGGCUGCGGCUCCAGGACCACGAAACGGCUCACGAGGUGAUCAACGUCGUCAAGCCGUGGGCACACAGCUACGUAGCUCGAGUGUAUGACCCCCUGGUGUUUUUGCUGAAAGGCUCUGAUCGGGUGCCACAUGAUAAGGAGAGACUGCUCCUUCCUGCGGUAUACGACUUUGUACAUCACGAGCUGCCUCGGUUUAUUGUGGUAGUGCUAGUCAUCGUUGCCCUGGUACGGCUGUUGAUGAACUACCUCCUGUGGGACGAUAUUUCCGAGGCAGCAGAUGACGACUUCCCCGAAGCCGACCCCCUGCUGUCGAUCAAGUCGUUGAGCGCCGGUCAUGUACUCGACAUCGUCAUGAUGACUGCUUCCUCAAACGGUCACCUAGUGUCUGCCGGGUUGGAUCGACUCAUACAGGUUUGGAACGUCCGGGCGGGCUCUAGAAGCCGCGUGAUAUCAGAUCCGGAAAAUCCGGAAGAAGACCCCUUUCCGGUUCUGGCAAUGGCGAUCGACAAUACCCCAACUUGGCUGGCAUUGCUCUCGCCUCGAACGGUCAUGCUGUGGAAUCUGCACGAACAGCGAUGGGGCAAAUCGAUGGCGGUUGACAUGGAAGGGCACAAGCCCAUCUCGUUCUUCUUCGACUCCAGGUCGUCUGCAACUGCACCCGUCCUCAUCAUCGUCAGACGGAACGGGACCAUGGCCGAGCUGGACCUCGGCGCCGGGGAGUGCACGGAAUAUAUUGUUUGCAAGACCUCUCUAGUCCACGCGGUGCCGAUUGAGGAAAAAGUCACGCCCGGCCAGUUGGCGCCUCGCCUGUCGAUCCUGACGGCAUCGCGGAAGAGCUGCAUCCACCAAGUCACCAACCACGACGGCAUGUGGCUCUCCGAAGACGUCAAAUUCCCAACACGAGAAGAGAGGGAUAUCCAAUCACUACUCCCGGUCUCGGGCUGUGCCGCCUACCUGAUCGUCCGGCUGGAAACGGUCGACCUGGUAGAUCUCAGGACCUCGCAGAUCGUGCACACCUUCCAGACGGAACCCAUAGAGCCCCGAUCCCUAAAGUACCUCCGCUCGAGGAGGAGGCAGACGCAGUGCGGGUCGCAGGGGCUCUCGUCCUUCACGCUCGCGUACACCAGCGCCGACACGGGCGAGUGCAUCCUGCAGACGUACCUGCCGCCCGAGGAGGGCGACGCGAUCUGCUUCUGCGACACGCCGCGGUCCCCGGCGACGCACUGCUGCCCGUGGGCCGACACGCGGGAACUCAAGCGCCGCGUCGCCGACCCGGGCGACUGGGAGGCCCUGCCGAAUGGGAGCGUCGUUGGCGUGCGGAGGAAGAUGAUGCCGGAGCCGAAGGGCAGGGGCAGGGGCAGGGGCAGGGCCGCCCUCGUCGUCGCCGCCGCCCCCUCGCCGCCGCCGCCGCUGCGGAACAACCUCCGCCAUAGACGUCGCAUGAGCAGCGGGGCCCGGCCGGAGGAUAGGGAGGGCUGGGAGGUGUGGGUCAUGUCGCAGCUCGAGAAGGAGGAGAAGUACGAGACGAGGCCGCUCGUAGGGCCCCACGACGACGACGACGAACACUACGACGAGCAGCGGUACCAACUGCGGCUGCUGCAGCAGCAGCGAGCCGCCGCCGGCGGCGAUCACCUGAUGGUGUCGAGGCCCGGCCCCGUGGCCAAGGUCGGCUACUCCAGCGUGGCGGUCGCGUUCGGGGACGUCAUCAAGGUCAUCACCGUCGGGCACGAGCGGUUCGAGAGCCCCGCCGACAGGCUGACGGCGGGGAACCUUGUGAGCCUGGCCAACCGCAGGCGGAGGACGGCUGGGAUGCUGAGGAUCAAGCCCACGCUGGCCGUCCAACGGCCUUGAUUAUUCUGGGUCUCCUCGAACGCGGAGACGGGACGGACGGACGGACGGGAGUUCUGGCCUAGGAGUAACGGAAGGAGUAAAUAUAGAUGGGUGGGAAUGGAAAGGGGGA